This is a messenger RNA of Chroicocephalus ridibundus (black-headed gull), 7664 nucleotides long. RefSeq names its product zinc finger protein 804A (gene ZNF804A). Gene Ontology annotation, cellular component: nucleus. The record is from RefSeq and is a predicted model, not a curated record. The transcript is spliced from 5 exons. The coding region runs from base 1254 to 4955 and encodes 1233 amino acids. NCBI's taxonomy places the organism in Eukaryota, Metazoa, Chordata, Aves, Charadriiformes, Laridae.
CGGAGCCUGCAACAAACCCACGGUUAUUCCCGGUUUCCCUGCAGCCGCCCAGGCCUUGCCAGGCAGGGAGGGGCAAGAGCCGGCUCUUGCCGGGCUCCGGGAGCGCCGUGAGUAACCGCGGGGGGGGCGGCGAGCGGCGGCGGGCACCCCGGGAGGGGACGCAGCCGUGGCCUUUCUCCGCCGCCCUUCCCAUUCUCGCCGAAAACACGCCGUGACCCAGAAGUUUUGCCGGGCACCCUUCCCGAUUUUUAAGAUCGGCGGGCGGGAUGCGGCGGGGAUGGGCUGCUGCGGUGUGAAAGGGGGGUGCACCGGCUGCAGCCCGGCCAAGGGCGGGACGGAGCCUGGCCUGAGCCCGGGGGUAUGAGAAAUGACCGAUUUCACCCAAUUACGCCGUCACGGGCCAGAAGAGCCGAAAGGGGCGGGCGGCGGCAGCUAUCGAUCCUGCUAACGAGCCCGGCCGGCAGGGACCCGGCCCAGGGAGCGGGUCCGCCCCGGGAAGGUUAAGGUGCCUGCUGAAUUAGGCAUUAAAAAUAAAUAAAUAAAUAAAAUACAUAACAAAAAAAGGGUGCAGCGGCAGUGCGCGGAGGCUGCUCGGAGGAGGGGCAGGAGCUUUGGGCUGGGGGUGGCGCACCCCCGGGCAUCUCUCCCUGCUCCCCCCCCAAUCCCGGAGGAACCACACUCGUGCGCCCGCGGUGGUGCCCGCCCCCCCAAAAAAGAGGAGCCCCUGGCGCGGGGGGGCACACCCCGCAUGCGGGGUUCUGGCGCUCGCUGCGGUUGGGGUGACGGCUCUGCGCCCUGCCCGACGCCCCUUCCCCUUUACCUGCCGCCGCCCCGCGCGUCCCGCCGUCGCCCCGGCGGAGGGUGUCGGCCCGUCCGCAACGGGGGCAGCGGGGCGUGGGGCCUGUGGGUGGCGGUGAAGGAGGCGUGUGACAGAUGUCCUCCUCUGACAGCUCUCAGUAUCAGCCCAGUGGCUCCCUGCCAUUGGCUCAGUGCAGCCGACCGGCAAGGCUGCUCGCUAUAAUAACACUAUGCCCGCCAGAGGCGGCAGUUCAGACGGCUCCGCCGCGGCCGUGCCGCCGCUCCUCCCCCGGCAGCCAGCGCCGCGCCGCGCCUGAGGGGCUGCACCCCCCGCGCCGACCCUCAGCCGGCCGGCGGCACCUCACAUGCCGCGGGGACCCGCCGGCCCCGGCCCUCCCCGCCGAGCCCAGGCCGGCUGAGCGCCCCGCCGCUGGCCGGGGGGCGGCCCCGGCCCCAUGGAGUGCUACUACAUUGUCAUCAGCUCCGCGCACCUCAGCAACGGGCACUUUCGCAACAUCAAGGGAGUUUUCCGAGGCCCCCUCAGCAAGAACGGGAACAAAACUCUGGAUUAUGCUGAAAAGAAAAACACGAUAGCAAAAGCUCUGGAAGAUCUUAAAGCCAACUUCUACUGUGAACUCUGUGACAAGCAGUACUAUAAACACCAGGAGUUUGACAAUCACAUUAACUCUUACGAUCAUGCUCACAAACAGAGACUAAAGGAACUGAAACAGAGGGAGUUUGCUCGAAACGUAGCAUCUAAGUCACGAAAAGAUGAAAGGAAACAAGAAAAAGCCCUUCAACGUUUGCACAAGCUAGCUGAGCUAAGGAAAGAGACGACGUGCCUUCAUCUCACCAGAGGAACUAACAGUGCUCCUGGAAGCGGCCCUAUGUUCAAAUCCACUACAGUGACUGUGAGAGAUCAUUGCAAUGAUAUCCCACAAAGUGCUGCCAUAGAUUCUGACAACAAACAAGAUUUCAGCUGUGCAUUAAUGCACGAUGCACAGAAUUGUAAAGACGUUGCUUCUGUUAUUUCUUCCACUCCUGGAAAUGCAUGUAGUAAUAAAUCCAAGGCUAACAAAUGUGGAGAUCAGGUACAAGGAGCUCAAGGACAUAGAGUUGGGUUUUCUUUUGCUUUUCCUAAGAAAGCAGCAAUCAAACUGGAGUCUUCAGCUGCUGUUUUCUAUGAAUAUAAUGAUGAAACAUCUGUGGAGCACGGACUUAGCAGAAGAAGUAGGUUUGUUCCAGGAGCGUGUAACCUUCAGUCGCCUUCAGCGGCAGAAAUAGUCCUGUGCCCUGAGGAGAAACAUAACUGCUUUCACCCACUGGUGGAAAAAUGCAUAGACACAGCAGAAGCUCCUGAAGCUCAGGAGUCAAAAGAGCUGGUCAGUGAAGAAAGCAGGGUGCUAGAGUCUCCCGCAUUAACUCCUGCUGUGUCCCAUUCAAAGCAGCUGGUGUCCUCGGACAUGGAUGUCUAUGGUAUUAAUGUAAGUGCAGCAGACUUACCGGACCAAAUGCUGCCCACGGUGGCAGACAGUGCUCAGGUCCUGCCCCUGGGCUGCAGCAGUUACGAGCUGCAGGCAAACAGGGCUCUUGCACAGGCGGUUGUGGAGGAUUGUUUAUCUCUGCAGGAUGGUGCAGGGGAAAAUGAUAAAGACAGGAACAGUGACUCAUCCACAGUUGAAACUGAAAUAAAAAGGCUGGUGGCAGAUGCAUUAGUUCCAUCACCAUCUGAAGAAGGUGGUAGUGGAGCCUCGCAAAGCAAACCAGACAUGCGGAAGAGACCUUGUGAACCCUUUGUUCCUGUUCUUAGCAAACAUGGAUCAAAUAUUCUUCAGUGGCCAUCGGAAAUGUUAAUUUACACAAGUACAGACCCAUCAAUUUCUUACAGCUGUAAUCCUUUAUAUUUUGAUUUCAAGUCAUCAAGAGCAAGUGACAGCCAAGAAAAGCCCAAGCAUCAGCCAAACUUACCUCUUUUGCACCAUAAAACUGAAUCCAACCAUAGCUUAGUCUCGGAUUUUAUAAAUAAACCUACUUCAGAUUGUAGUUGUUACAAAACAGAAAUGAAUAAAAAUGUGUGCAACUAUACAGUACCCCUUGUAAGUGAUGUGUCCCUUAUCAGAAAUUGUGAUCUUGCAAAAAAUCAAAAUAAAGUGUCCUUGGAUGAGCCGUUCAGGAUUCGAAAAAUUGAGAAGCUUCACAUUUCUAAAAGUCACUUGCGACAAAACACUGUGAUAGAUGAGAAAUAUAACAAAGCGUGGAUCAAAGAAAGCCGUGACAAAUGGCUUCGCAGAAGUAGAAAACGGAAAAGGAGAAGAAAAUUAUGUCAUUAUCAUCAUCACUGUGGGGACGCUACAGCAGCAGAAAUUGAAAUGUCCUCAGUGACUGAAAAAGAAAUUAGUUACAGAGAUGAAAAUAAAUAUCAGCACCUCCAAAAUAAUCCAGAGAAGUGCAGACAUGAUGCAGGGAAUAUCUGGCUAGCUACAGGUGAGAUACAGCAGUCACAUCAAAAACUUGGCAUUGAAAAUGGUCCUGAGAGAGUCAUGUCUGCAUCAGAUCAUGUACAUGGGGACAGAGGCUGGUGUGGCAUUUGGAGUGCAAAAAGUAGCAGCCAACACCAUGGUUGUAAACGACUGCACAGAAAGAGCAAAACACACUCUCAGAGACAGGCAAAGAAGCUGGCAUCGAGUUCCAGGAGGCACAAUUUAAGGUGUUCUAAAACAUGUUGUACCUGGAAAGUCAGGAGGUCAAGCUGCAGCCCAGAGCGUAAAUGCUUAGGACACUGCAGUGAGGAGAAGAGUCCAAGUCAAAACCAGUCCAUAAAGAGAGGUUACAACGUUCUGACAGAGGAACCUGAAAAAUCCCACCGCAAGCGGAGACAGUAUAACUAUUCCUCUUCAUCAGAGGAAAGCUCAUACAGACAGAAAUUAUCAGCAGAGGGAUAUCUAAGGCAAGCAUGUACUUUAGGUACACAUCACAAGGCAAAAGGGAAACGCAGGAGAAGGAAAACUAGAACCCAUCACGUGUUUUGUGACAGGAACACAAGAAGUGAGACCUCCAGACCUUCCAAAGAAAAUUCUGCAAAUUCCACAUUAAAUAUUCUGGGGGACUUCUUGACUCAAGACAGUCUAGACGAAGCUACUGUAGAUCCCAAAGCUGAUCAUGCAAAAGAUACGGAUGAGACAAUGCAGCUGGAGGAAAGUAAGUUAUCUGUAGAAACUGAUAGUUCACACAUGCCAGAAAACAACAAACUGACAGCGUCCUCAGCGAUGGAUGAUGGUCCGGGUAUAUUUUCUGAUGUCGUCGCAGGUUCUGCUGCUUCUCUUCCUGAGCACAGUGCUCCAGCAGCUGCUGGCACACAGGGUGCUCUGCAAGAUGAAAAGAAAAAAGAAAAUGUCAACAGUCAUGAAAAUCAAGCUCGUUACAAAGUUCUCCUCCCCAACAAACAUUUGGAACAAGUUCCUUCUAAAUCCUAUCUUUGCCAUUAUGAACUGGCCGAAUCUCUACCACAUGAGAAAAUGAAUGAGGUGACACAUGAAUGGGUACAGUGUAGUCCUGCCAUAUUUAGCAGCCCACCAGCCUUGCCAUUCAAAGAAGCACAUGUAAACAGUCAUACCUUUUUAACUACCGAGCAGUUAAUAGCCCCCUUCACCGUGCCCAAUCAGACAUUGAUAUUCCCUCCGGAUAACCACGAAAAAUUCAAAGAUCUCCCAUCUGAGGCGUAUCAGCAGAUCAUGCCACAAAACAUGCUGGCCAGCAAAGGGAAGUUCACCUUCCCUCCCCCAGCGAUCCAGCCCCCGAACUCCCCGCUACAGCCCUUACCCUUGCAGCCACCGCUGUGUUCUACCUCUGUAACCACCAUCCAUCACACCAUCCUACAGCAGCACGCUGCCGCCAGUACGUUGAAGGUUCUCCAGCCCCACCAGCAGUUCCUUUCACAGGUCCCAGCUCUUUCCAGAGCGCCUUUACCUCAUCUACCAGUAGGACCCAGGCUUUGCCCAGGAGGCCACGCAGCUUUCGUCGCCCCGCCACAUUUGCCGCUGCUGCCACCCUCCGUCCUGCACCCGGCCCAGCUGGCGUUUCCCCCACUGCCGCACACCAUCUUCCCAUCCCUGCUGUCUCCGCACCCGGCUGUCAUUCCCCUGCAGCCACUCUUUUAGGACAGGUUCUCCGGGAUGGGGGAAGGAGCCUUCAGCUAAAUGGUCCUGCUGUUUCUGCAGUCCCCUCGGCUUUGCGAAAUGGUUCUGUGGAAUAAACUGGUUAAAAUUCCUUGUUUCUCGGGAAGCAUUUACUGUAAGUAUAAUGAUGCAAACAUUCAUGUAAAGUUCAGACCUAUACUAUGACUAAAGCACUGAAUAGUCUUAUACUAAUAUGAACUCUCUCUAUAUAUAUGUGAAAAUCAUGUCUUAGAAUAUGUAUAAUGUAUAUAAAUUAUAUUUAUAGUUCUAUAACUUAUGUUGUAAAGCAUUCACUUUUUGUUUUUUAUCUUUGUGUAUUUGCACCUAUUAAAUGUUUAGACAAAGCUGAUGCACUAUGUUUUGUACGAUGUCCUCUGAAACUGUAAAUCUAGUGACAAACUAUCUCUUGCAAUAAAUUUUUGUUAACUACUUAAGUAUAUCAAAAAUCUUUCAUUGUAAGCCUCAUGGAUGUUGUUCUUCCAUGUUCUUCUGCAGUUGAAUGGCAUCCUCUACCCCUGCUCUGUUGGGACAAUCAGGUUUCCUAUACAUCAGUGAUUUAUCAGGGAGGCUGAGAGGCUAACACCUUGAGGGCAGCUGUCUUACCAAGCAAGAGAGAAAGGGUAAUGGAUCUGUUUGUGUUAGCGGUUUGAUGCCACCAUGACAAAUUUUGCCUACUUGUAGUAUGUGCACAAACUGCUGACUGUUGGAGCUAAUCCCUGUUACACUAAACCACGGAAAGAUGAUGUAACAAAAAUAACAUCAACGAUAGAGGGAGGAAAAAAAGGAAAAUAUCAGUUGAAACUUGACUUCAAGGGAAUAUUGCUUAUGGCAAAAAGGUAGAGCAUGGGGAAGGUCUUGGUUCCACCAAGCCUACUUUCUCCGAUUGCACACAUCCCUCCAUGGGGGACAGAUCUGUUGGAGUAAAGGUCCUCGCUGCCUGUGCAAUAUGUCAAGAUAGCAAGACCAUGUGAGCAUGAAGGGGAGGUCAGGAACAGCUUCACAUGAGAAACCCACCAGGCUUCGAUGCAAAUUUUUACCUCACUUCACCCCCCUCUUUCCCGCAGCAUUUUGGUAAAGAAAUAGAAUGACAUAGAAUAGAAAUUAAUAAUAGUACUAAUAUACUGCCAUUAUUUCUAACUGUAUUUCAGAGAAUUCUCCCUACCUCUGCAACCUUGUUAUUGCUGUCGAGCCUCACCCGGCUUUAGCCCGGGAAAUCUUCCCAUUUGCUGUAGUGUGAGAGAAAUCAGGCCUGCACCUGCGAUGGUCCAGAAUAAAACCAGAAGAGGUUCUGACACAGAGCCAUCUCUCUCAGUUAAGAUGAAGUGUUAUCGUGUGAGUGAAACUAAGGAUCAGCAGCAUGAGCACUAGUACUAGAAGUAGGCCCUCUAUAAUUAAAGAUAGGUGCUAGCUCUCCAAUUAAUUAACUUCUUUGCACCUUUUUAUAUAGUGUAAUAGAAGCAUAUACAGUUGAACUGAAAGAGUAGUAAUUUUGGAAUAUUAUUAAUAUACAUUGCAUAUAGUUAAAGGCAUCCAUUUGAAAAGUAAUACUAUGUCCUAAACUAGAUAUAUCUGGGUAUUUUCUGCAUCUGUAGUGUUAGAACUUACCUAUAUCAAUACUGUUUUAUUAUAAUAUUAUAUUAAAACUAUAGCAAACAGCACCUUGCUACGAUGAUUACAGUGUCAGCUACUCAAGGGAUGUGAGUUUUCCAUGUCAUGCAGUUACAAAGGGCUAAACUACGUUAAUAAGCAAAAAGUUGAUAAGAAGGAGCAGGUGAGCAGUCAGGUUCUGGAGAGCGGCUCGUUCCCCUGCCUGAGGCUGUGGCACGGAAUGAGCAGGAUGUUGCAGAGCAUUUGUCCCUGUAAUGCCAUAAAGAAGGUAUAUUUUCUCUAGUUGUAAUUUCAGGUGGAUGGCUGUUACUAUUUACGCGAUACCUGAAAAAUAUAGCAUAUAAGUGACUUUAUACUCCUCCUUUAUUUCGUGAGUAUGCCUACAUAAUCUGUAUGUCUCCACUACCUCCUGUAAAAUGUAUGUCUCCGCUAUCACCCGGCACCUCCAGGUGCCAAGCAGGCUCUACGCAUGGGAAUCUCUAUUUGGAGGUGGGAGGUGGGUGCUAGCUGCUUCGUCUCCCGUCUCAGCUGACUUGCGCUGGCUUUUGUAUUUCCACCCUACUCUGCGAUAGUUGGCACAGAUGGUCCCCUGGGUUCUGAUACCUUAUCAAAGGCAAAAUCCCUCUAAUUAUCUAACAGUACAGGUGAAAAAAAGAAACCACGUAGGACAAUUAUGAUUGCAUGUGAUCAUAUCCAUACAAUUUUAUCUGACAGGAGAUUAAAAAUUACCAAUCUCAGAUUUUCAGUUGCAACACUGAUUGAAAAGUCCCAUCUAUUAACUUAGAAGUCCACGUAUUUUCAACAAAAUGUCCAAACAGCUUUGAACGUUGCUUUUUUCUUACAAUUUAAAUUAAUUUUUUUCUAUUUUAAGUUGUUAAGCAAUUUUAAGACAUUGCACAAUUUUAUUUAUUAACUACUGUAAUUGCUUUUCAAUAGUGUAUAAACUUACAGUAUUUACUUACAGUAAAAGACUAAUAACCAUCAAAUGUAUUAAUUUUCUAAUAUGGUAUUGCCGUUAGUGCUAGAACUGUUUGUGUAUGUGACUUCAUAUGUAAAAGCAAAACCAAUAUAAAAAUAAAUCAA